GUGUUUGGUGGUGAUUUAUUAGGAAACUCCAAUUUGUCUACAAAACUUACAAAACUUUAUGUCUUAUAAUCUUGAAUAUAUGUUUUAAGAGUCCACUAGAGUGACUGCUACUUCGUCCACAUGUAUUAAUAACAUUUUUACAGAUUAUUUUACACAAAAUAUGUCAACAACUACCUUGAGAUCAUUUAGGAGUAAUAGCUUUCCACAUAAAUGUACAUUUGUGGCUAGGAGAGGCAUCAUAGUUGUGCCAAAAAGUGUCGGUCACAAACAUUGUAAUGUCUUAUGGGGAAAUGUUGGCGACAUACAAACGAUUUUUGUGCUUCUGAUACAAUAUAUUAGAUCAAUUUAUAAUCUAAGGAUUAGGGACUCUUUAGAAAAAUUUAAAGUAAUAGACAUUAAGACUGUUGUUUCUCAAUACAUAUACGAGAACUUAAUGUGCUUUCGUAAAAAAUAUUAGUUUAUUUUCUACAAAAAGUGAUAUAAAAACUAUGCCUGUCAUAUCUGAUUAUAUAAAAGAUAUGAAAAUGCUUGGACUUAGAUGGUCCAGCAUCUGGAUAGGUCAUUCCUCCUAAACUCCUGGAUAUAAUUUUACAAAGUUUAAAAUGUAGCGUGGGGCCUUCAUAUCAUAGUUACGCCUCUGGUUGUUAUAUAUAGGUAAAUAUGUAUAUGUGUAUAUUGGUGCAUCGAGGAUCAGUACCAGUAUGUCGGUGCGCAUAAUUGAGGCAGGUGUUUAUGUGUGUAGUGGGCGCUGCGGUCCGCGGCGGCUGCGCAGCCUGCCCGCUAUCAUUCUUGUUGUGUUCUGUGUGUUGUAGAACAACACAGCCGGCACCGCAUCUCGACAAUGUCCACGUAGUGUUCGGGGCGGUGGUGGGCGGCGCCGCGCUGGUGAAGCAGCUGGAGGCGCUGCCGGUGGACAGGAACGCGCGCCCGCUGCAGGACGUCACCGUCGCCAACUGCGGACAGCUCGUGCGGCUCCACACCGCUAAAAAACGUAAAACUGACAAAGAGAAGGAGACAGAAGAGAGUGAUGCUGACUCGGAGAAAUCUCAUAAGAAGGACAAAAAGAAGAAGAAAGACAAGAAAGAGAAGAAAAAGAAAAGACAUCACUCUGGUCGAUCUGAAGAAGAAGAAGAAGAGGAAGGCGAAUUGCCCUCCCAUCCCCUCGUAACUACUUCUAAAAUAGACCCAAAAGAAAUACCAGAGGUACCCACUAACAGGUUCCUUAUGAGAGGUGGUAGAGAUCAAGAUAGACCUGAUCCCAGGAGGGAUAGAGAGAGGAUGCGGUAUCGUGAGAGGGAACGUCAUUCUUACACACGAAGUGGCAGAAUUAUCAAAGGCAGAGGAGUUUUUCGGUACCGCACGCCGUCGCGGUCCCGGUCGCGGUCCCGGUCGCGCUCCGUGACGCCGCCGCACUGGCGGCAGGCGCAGCGGCGCAUCGUCAAACUGUCCGAUAUCGAGCGCGUUGAGCAAGAGCGUUCUGAGAAACAACAUCAAGCCGAGAUGAGACAGAAACGCGCAGAAAAAUAUAAUAUGGAUCAAGAGCCGGGUACUCCUGAGCAGCCCAGGGAGAAAGAAGAGGGUGAAUGUGAUACUACAAUGGAAAAGUCUACUCACGAAAAAAUAGAUUACAACGCGUUAGACUUCGAGGAGGACGUAGAACAUGACGAAGACGCAGAUGCGUCCCAUAAACGCAGAUAUACUGACAAGGCGGAACAUCGCCGCCGCGACAACCGGGACUUGCGGGACAACCGGGACUUGCGGGACAACGUGAGGGAAGCACGAGACACCAGUAAACACCCGGAGAGUCGCGCUGAUAUGCUCGCUCUAGCUCUCGGUGUGAAUCCCAAACAUGACAAGGACACAGAUAGGCCGAGAGAUUUUCGUGAAAAUCGUGAUAUGCGUCGCCGCGAAGUAUCGUCUAUAGUGCAUGCGGCUCCCAAACUGUCGUCGACGGUAGCGCACGUGACGGAACCUCCGCUCAAACCUGCGCAAAUGAACCCCAACGAGUACGACCCCUUCACUCUACUGCGCAGCACAUUCAACCGGGACAAGAAGGAUAAACCUAAAGAUUCAGGCAGGAAAGAAGAGCGCGAACGCACCGAGAUUCGUCCCGACAAUCGCCGGGAGAAAGAGAAACCCAAAGAAAAAGAAAGAGAGGAGAAAAAAGAUCGUCACAGAAACGAAAGAGAGGAAAGAAAGCAACCGGCGAGGAGUGAGAAACACGAUAAAGAUAGAAAGUUACCGGAAAAGAGUGAUCGUCACGAAAGAGAGCGUAAGCAUUCGGAGAAGAGUGACAAAGAUGAUGCUAGAAAGGAGAAGGAUGAUAGUAGAAAAUACGUUGAGAAAAAUGAACGAGACCGUAAGUAUUCUGAAAGAAGUGACAAGGAUGGUAAGUCGGAUAGAAAGGAUGAUGAGCGCGACCGUUCGAGGGAGAGAGACAGACACAGGGAGAAGAGUGAGAGGCAUAGAGAUGAUAGAGAAAAGGACAGGAAAAAGAAGAGAUCUUCCCGUUCCAGCAGCAGGGGCAGAUCCAGGACUCCAAAGCGGGAUAGCAAGCGAUCCGUCUCAAGAGAUAAGCGUGACAAAAGUAGGGACAAAUCACCAAAAAAUGAAGACAAGAAAAAGGAGGAGGAAAGAAACGAAGCCAGGAAAGAGUUAAUGGAGAUAGUCCGUCUCAUCAAAUCCAGGCAGCGAGACAGAGAGAAUAAAGCCGCAGCAGAAGCCAAAAAGAAACGUUCAGCGUCCGCCAGUUCCUCGGACUCCGGACACGAUCGCAAGCGGCGCCGCUCCACCGACAGGAAGAGGAGUGAGAGUCCCAGAGCGCGUCGCGGCAGCUCUGAUCGUCGUCGCCGCCGACAUCACUCCUCGUCGGACCGUUAA
This is a messenger RNA of Diatraea saccharalis (sugarcane borer), 2880 nucleotides long. NCBI's taxonomy places the organism in Eukaryota, Metazoa, Arthropoda, Insecta, Lepidoptera, Crambidae. The record is from the annotation of a GenBank genome assembly.